Molecule: messenger RNA, 1425 nt
Organism: Boeremia exigua
Lineage: Eukaryota; Fungi; Ascomycota; Dothideomycetes; Pleosporales; Didymellaceae
Product: WD40-repeat-containing domain protein
Exons: 1
Coding region: 11-1369 (452 amino acids)
Molecular function (GO): protein binding
Source: RefSeq, a predicted model, not a curated record
CACAAACAACAUGGGCUCUCCCAUCAAGCGCUCGCGAGAGGAGACCGAAGACGAGUACGACGAUGCGCCGCCACGAAAACGCUCCAACUCUCGCUCUCCUCGCAAUGGCUCUCCAGAAUACAGACUAGCAGAACGGCCUGCGCGCCGGUACAGCAGGGACCGUGACAAUGAUGUGGACGACAGCGCAGACGAGCGACGAUACUAUAGCCGGCGAUCACCAUCGCGAUCGCGGUCGCCCUCGAACUCGCGCUCGCGAUCUCAAAGCAACACGCCGCCACCUCGCAAACCAACUGCCCUAAACUACACACCCCACCUCAUCCUCCGUGGCCACAAGCGCGCAGUCUCCUGCCUCAGAUUCUCCCCAAACGGACUGUGGAUAGCAACCGGCUCUGCCGAUGCCACGAUAAAGAUUUGGUCCUCUUCGACUGGCAUGCUCGAGCACACGCUCGAAGGUCACCUCGCUGGCAUCAACACGCUGACCUGGUCGCCCGACAGCACGACCCUCGCCUCGGGCUCAGACGACAAGAGCAUUCGCCUUUGGGACGUGCAGACUGGGCUUGCGCACCCAACGCCGCUGAUUGGGCAUCACAACUAUGUCUAUUCUCUAGCCUUCAGCCCCAAGGGCAACAUGCUUGUCAGUGGCAGCUACGACGAAGCAGUGUUCCUGUGGGACGUGCGUGCGGCACGCGUGAUGCGAUCUCUGCCAGCACAUUCUGAUCCAGUAUCGGCAGUUGACUUUGUGCGCGAUGGCACGCUGAUUGUAUCUUGCUCGCACGACGGCCUGAUCAGGGUGUGGGACACCAGUACAGGACAGUGUCUGCGCACACUCGUCCACGAAGACAACGCAUCAGUGACGAGCGUCAAGUUCAGUCCGAACGGAAAAUACAUACUAGCCCACACGCUAGACUCGUGCAUACGGCUGUGGGACUAUGCGAACGGCAAGGGGAGAUGCGUCAAGACGUAUCAGGGUCAUACAAACGCCAAGUACUCACUAUCUGGCGCAUUUGGCACAUAUGGUGAUAGAACAAACCCAGAGGAGACAUAUGCCUUCGUAGCGUCGGGUAGCGAAGAGGGCGGGAUUGUGCUGUGGGACGUCUCGAGUAAGAACGUACUUCAGCGACUGUCUGGCCACGACGAUACAGUAUUGGCUGUAGACACGCACCCUAAAGAGGAGCUGAUCGCAAGUGCGGGAUUGGAUCGAAGCAUACGAAUAUGGAAAGCCUCGCCUCUCCCUGUAAGAAAACAGGAGGGGAGCAACGGCUACGAUCCAGACGUGCUCCCUCCAAACCCUUUUGCAACAGACAGCCCAGCAUUUGGGAGUCCGGCUGUGGGCACGCCUGUGGAUAGCAGCCCCAUGAGACACGAGUAGCGGUCAUUUCCUUGAUAGAUACCCCUCGAUUGAUUUGAAUUUGUCAAUUGACCUAG